CCGGCAGAAGAUGGCGUCUCUACGCUGUCGGCGAGAUCCCUGCGGCAUAAUCUGUCUGAUUUUAACGUAUUUCAGCGUGUUUUACGCAGAUUACGUGGUCAUUCAGUAUGUCCUCAUCCCCACGUUCUCCGGCAGUGUGUGGUGUUCUCUUCACGGAUCAGCCUUUAACCUGAUUCUGCUGCUGCUGCUCGCCUGUCACUCCAAAGCUGUCUUCUCAGACCCUGGUAUGGUGCCUCUUCCCGACACGGCGAUAGACUUCUCAGACCUUCGCUCGCAGUCGUCUCGCAUGAAUGAGCGAGGUUGUGAGGGCUGGACCGUGUGCAGUCGCUGUGAAACCUACAGACCUCCCAGAGCGCACCACUGUCGCGUCUGUCAGAGAUGCAUACGCCGCAUGGACCAUCACUGUCCGUGGAUCAAUAACUGUGUCGGGGAGUUAAACCAGAAGUAUUUUAUCCAGUUUCUCUUUUACACGGGUAUGGCCAGUCUGUACUCGAUGGUGCUGGUGGUGUCGGCGUGGGUUUGGAGGAUCAGGAACGAGAGAGAAGGCGACGCAGAGAGAGACGGAGACGAGACGCCGAGUAAACACCUGAUCGUUGCUCAUUACAUCAUCCUGCUGGUGGAGUCGGUGCUGUUUGGUGUUUUUGUUAUGGUUAUUUUCUAUGAUCAGUUGGUGUCCAUCAUCACAGACGAGACGCCCAUCGAGCAGAUGAAGAACAGACUGAUGAUCAAAGACAGAGGAGCUUCCUCCUCUUCCUCCUCCUCUUCAUCACAGCUGCCUCACCAACCGUCGCACACUCGCAAACCCAAGCUCGCUCUGCUGCGGGAGGUCUUUGGAAGAGGUUCGGUGUUCUGCUGGCUGCUUCCUCUUCACUCCAGCCCUCCGUCCGUCGGCGGCAUCACUUACUCCGCCCUGCCCGACUACGACGUCUGACCUUUGCCCUGUGAGACAGAGAGAGGACGAGGACGAGGAAGAGGAAGGUUUUGUGCGUGUGUGUGUGUGUGUGUGUGUUUUGUAUGAAUUUGCUGCCUCACUACGACGUCUUAUCUGUGGAAAUGAUGAAGAGACAAGAUGGCGGAUGAAGAGUGUGAGUGAAUGUUUGUUUUCAUUCCCGAGGACGUGAAACAACAUAAAAACUUUCCUGUGUCUCGCGUGAAAAGCACUGACGUUGUGUCCUGACCUGUCGUUUAAAUACCAGCAUUUAUUUAUUAUUUACAUUGUUACAUUUUCACGUGGACGUCGCGUAGAUAUUUGUUAUGUUAAAUCUGCAGAUUUUAGGCCAUUCUAUUCUAUUUUCUUCCCCAAAAUUAUUUCUGCACAUUCUCAGAUUUCUAAAAAAUAAUUUGGCGCGAACAAACAAAUUAGAACAAUGUUGUUUUCAAAUCUCAAAGAUUGCGAUGUAACUGUUAUCGAACACAACACAUAAAAGUAGGAAGAAACGAUUCUUAAGUUUGUCAUCCUUGUUUACAUGUUUAUGCAAAAAUCGCGUUUUAAAUUCGUUAAAGCGAAAGUAAUGUGCACCUUAUUUUCAUUUUUAUUGCAAAUUGAAUCACAAUCACGUUAUCCGCAGUACGAUAUUUUCCUGGUGAAAAUGAUUCAUUGUAUUCUUUGUCAAAAGCUAACUCUUUGCUUGCGAUGAGCCCCUAGUGGUGACGUGAGAUACUGCAGCAUACAACAUAUCAUUUCUGUUUUUGAGUCCACGUCAGUCAAACCUCUGUGCUUUUAUUCUGAAACAAUGGUGCGUUCAAAGUGCGUCAGUAUUUUUUUACUUUUGAGACUUUUGUAGCACAGAAAACUUUUAUUCUCCGACUUUUACAAGCGACUGAAUAAGCAGCGACUCGACCGAUCGCGACUGAUCGGAAAUUUGCGGUUUGACUUUGCCCUGAAGCUAAAACUAGUUAGCUUAGCUUAGCUUAAAUCGGCUGUAGGCGACGUUUGAAGCCCCAGUCCGGCGGUAAACAAAGACCUUGUUGUUUACGAAACAAAAACAGGUGUUUGUUGUUCACGUUAACACAGACAUCAAACAAAGCAAAUAAAACACGGUUUUAUGUUUUUUUUAUCAUAAAAAGCGAAGGUUUAUGGUCAAAAGAAGACUUUUUUUUUCUUUCUGCUGGUGAAACUGGUUAUUCUGCUUAUUUAUUUGUUGUUUUUGUCUUAAAUCAACCCAAACAAUGACGUCAUACAAACAUCAGGAAAUAUCGAGACUUUAUUUAAUUUUUUUCUUUUUGACGUUGUUGGAUUUUUAAGGAAAAUUUUUUUGUUUUAAGUUUUUUUUAUCAUAAAAAGCGAAGAAUUGCAGUUUGUUUUUUUUGACGCGCCAACAAACUUAACUGUGUUACUGACAUUUCAGUGUUCUGUUUAUUAACUUAUUUAUUGUUUCUAACUGUUUACUGUGUAUUUAUUUGAUUGAUUUAAUUGUGAAAAAUGAAGCUGCUUUUUUUUUAAAGUUCACGUUUUACUGCGUUUACUGAGAAUGAACGUGUUCUCAAUUUUGUACUAAUUUAGAGGUAAAUAUUAUUAAUGUAAUAUUAUUAAAUAUUACACUGGAAGUAUUAUAAACAGCCUUUUCAGUUCCUCUACAUGCAGUAAAAUAAAACAUGUAUUUUUUUGUGUGUAUUAAUUAUCUCAUCUUCAUCACUUAAUGCUUAAAAAAUCUUU
Molecule: messenger RNA, 2656 nt
Organism: Solea solea (common sole)
Lineage: Eukaryota; Metazoa; Chordata; Actinopteri; Pleuronectiformes; Soleidae
Product: zf-DHHC domain-containing protein
Exons: 9
Coding region: 11-931 (306 amino acids)
Biological process (GO): protein targeting to membrane; peptidyl-L-cysteine S-palmitoylation
Cellular component (GO): endoplasmic reticulum; Golgi apparatus
Molecular function (GO): protein-cysteine S-palmitoyltransferase activity
Source: RefSeq, a predicted model, not a curated record